AUGCACGUCGCAAUCAGUCCCCUCGCGCAGCUCGCACGUUCCGGCCUGAGCCGUCGUGCCGGUGUCGUCGCAUUGGCCGCUGCUGCGUUCUCUCCGUCCUCAGCGCUUCUCCCUCCCGCAAUACGGCCUUUCUCAGUUCUCUCUGCCCAAUCGACCUGCCGCCUCCCUUUGAGGACCACUGCCACACAGCUUCUAUGUCGGCCGCCUGGAUCUGUGUCUUCCCUGGCCAUCCGCCGCUACGAAUCAACCAAACCCACCACCACUACCACGUCAGAACCGUCUCCCCCGUCUAAGCUGCCCCGCCGCCUGAGCAUCGCCCGGAUCUUCUACCUCACCCUUGCCUGGUUUGGCGGCUCCAUCGCCUUUGUCGGCUUGGGCGUCGUCGCUUUCUUCCUCUAUGACGCCACCACAUACAAGGAGUCGGCGGACUAUGACGAGGUCGACGUGUCGGAUCUGGCCCUGAAUCCACGCCGUGGCGGCCCCAAGAACCUGCCCAUCUACGAAGUCCAGAUCGACGACGAUGACUGCCCCGAGAAACGCAAGACCAAACACAAGCCCAAGCUCGUCAUCCUCGGCAGCGGCUGGGGCAGCGUCGCUCUGCUCAAGGGACUCAAUCCUGACGACUAUCACGUGACUGUCAUCUCGCCCACCAACUACUUCCUCUUCACGCCCAUGCUGCCUUCUGCCACUGUCGGCACCCUGGAGCUCAAGUCAUUGGUCGAGCCGAUCCGCCGCAUCCUGCAGUCCGUCCACGGCCACUUUAUGCGUGCCCGUGCUCAGGACGUCCUCUUCUCCCACAAGCUGGUCGAGGUCAUCCAGGCCGACGCCAACGGCCGCGAAUCUCGCUUCUACGUGCCCUACGACAAGCUGGUCAUCGGCGUCGGCUCCGUCACCAACCCGCACGGCGUCAAGGGCCUCGAGAACUGCCACUUCCUCAAGGACAUUGACGACGCCCGCCAGAUCCGCAACAAAAUCCUCCAGAACCUCGAGUUGGCCUGUCUGCCCACCACUCCCGACGAAGAGCGCAAGCGGCUGUUGUCCUUUGUCGUCAGCGGUGGUGGACCCACGGGCGUCGAGUUUGCCGCUGAACUGUUCGACAUGCUGAACGAGGACCUGACAAAGCACUUCCCCCGCCUGCUACGCAACGAAAUCUCCGUCCACCUGAUCCAGAGCCGCAGCCACAUCCUCAACACCUACGACGAGGCCGUCUCGCGCUUUGCCGAAGACCACUUUGCCCGCGACCAAGUCGAGGUCCUGACCAACUCGCGUGUCAACGAGGUCCGUCCCGACCGCAUCAUCUUCACCCAGAAGGGCGGUCCCGACGGCAAGACCCUUGUCACCAAGGAGCUGCCCCAAGGCCUGUGCCUGUGGUCCACCGGCGUCUCGCAGACCGACUUCUGUCAGCGCCUGGCCGAAAAGCUGGGCCCUGCUCACCAGAACAACCGCCACGCUCUCGAGACCGACACCCACCUGCGCUUGAAAGGCGCGCCCCUCGGCGACGUCUACGCUAUCGGCGACUGCAGCACCGUCCAAAACAACCUGGCCGACAACAUUGUCACCUUUGUGCGCAACCUGGCCUGGAAACACGGCAAGGACCCCGAGACGCUUGAAAUCCACUUUGCCGACUGGUGCCUCAUCGCUGCCGACGUCAAGCGCCGCUUCCCCCAGGCCAUCGCUCACCUGCGCCGCCUCGACAAGCUCUUUGCCGAGUUCGACAAGGACCACUCCGGCACCCUCGGCUUCGGCGAGCUGCGCGAGCUGCUCCGGCAGAUCGACAACAAGCUCACCAGCCUGCCUGCCACCGCCCAGCGCGCCAACCAACAGGGCAUGUACCUCGCCCACAAGUUCAACAAGCUCGCCCGCGCCGCUCCCGGCCUUGCCAUCAACGAGAUCCAGGACGGCGACCUGGAUGCCGCCGUCUACAAGGCUUUUGAGUACAGGCAUCUCGGCAACCUGGCCUACAUUGGUAACUCGGCCGUCUUCGACCUCGGAAAAUUCAGCCUCUCUGGUGGCCUGUGGGCUGCCUAUGCCUGGCGCAGCGUCUACUUUGCCCAGAGCGUCAGCUUGCGUACUCGCAUUCUGCUGAUGAUGGACUGGGCCUCGCGUGGCCUUUUUGGACGUGAUAUGAUGAGCUAUUAG
Molecule: messenger RNA, 2139 nt
Organism: Grosmannia clavigera kw1407
Lineage: Eukaryota; Fungi; Ascomycota; Sordariomycetes; Ophiostomatales; Ophiostomataceae
Product: NADH-ubiquinone oxidoreductase
Exons: 2
Coding region: 1-2139 (712 amino acids)
Molecular function (GO): NADH dehydrogenase activity; calcium ion binding
Source: RefSeq, a predicted model, not a curated record